This is a messenger RNA of Lichtheimia ornata, 1884 nucleotides long. RefSeq lists its product as uncharacterized. Bases 1 to 1884 code for a protein of 627 amino acids. The transcript is spliced from 7 exons. Gene Ontology annotation, biological process: NAD+ metabolic process; NADP+ biosynthetic process. Lineage: Eukaryota; Fungi; Mucoromycota; Mucoromycetes; Mucorales; Lichtheimiaceae. Gene Ontology annotation, molecular function: NAD+ kinase activity. The record is from RefSeq and is a predicted model, not a curated record.
AUGUCUGCCGCCGACACCCGUCAGCUGAAACUUUCCACAGCUCUUCUUUCACAAAGCGAUCCGCCCAUGGUCUUCAAUGACAGCAACAACAACUCCUCUUGCGAUCCCUGUAAAACAGCCCAUUCAACCAAUGCUUCAGAACGCCUUUCAGAUACGGCAGGUGUCGUUCGAGAGGUUACAAAGAAACUAGGAAAGACAAGAAUCAAAUGGGACAAUCCAGAGGCUGUCAUGGUCAUUACAAAGCCUGGCGACGUUUCUUUGAUCGGCAUGACUCGAGAGGUUGUCUUGUGGUUGAUUCGUACCAAGAAUCUUACAGUUUAUGUGGAUGCCAAGCUCAAGACAACAAAACGAUUUCGCUAUAAACGCAUCAUUGAGCGGUUUCCAGGAUACGAGGCAAAGCUUAAGUUUUGGGACCCUGAUCUUUGUGCUUCACAGCCUAAACUUUUUCAUUUCAUUAUCACAUUAGGUGGUGAUGGCACGGUCUUAUUCACAUCUUGGCUAUUUCAAUCCUAUGUGCCACCUGUGAUCCCAUUCAAUCUCGGCUCACUCGGAUUCUUGACGCCAUUUCAAUUUGAUCGAUUCGAGCAACAUUUGACACAGGCGAUGGAAAGGGGUGUUCGUAUCAAUAUGCGUGGCCGAUUGACAUGUACAGUAUAUCGACGUGUGCCAUACCCUGAAAAUUCGACACAAUCCAUCAAGACAUCGGUGCAGCUUAGGAACGUCAAACGUAAUCCUGUCACGGGAGAGAUCAAAGUGGGUGGUUGGUGCAAGGCGACACGCAACAAAAAGUGCAAAAAGUUUGGAGAAGUCGAUGGCGAAGACGUCGAAGAGGAUGAAGAUGGCCAAAAUGAUGACGUUGAGGAUAUGAUGGAGCAUCGACAAAUCCCUUGUUUUACCACAGUACCAGUGGAGAAGUAUCAUGUCAUCAAUGACCUGGUGGUGGAUCGUGGGCCUAGUCCCUAUGUUAGCUUAUUGGAAUUGUUUGGUGAUGACAAGCAUUUGACCACCGUACAAGCGGAUGGAUUGGCCAUUUCUACACCUACGGGUAGCACAGCUUAUUCACUUUCAGCCGGUGGACCAUUGACACAUCCAGAGAUUCAUGCCAUUUUGAUCACACCUAUUUGCGCCCAUACCUUAUCAUUCCGACCUACGCUUGUACCGGAUUCAAUGGAGUUGCGUAUAUGCGUUCCUUAUAAUUCUCGCAACACAGCUUGGGCUAGCUUUGAUGGUCGAGGCCGAGUGGAACUUAAACAGGGCGAUCAUAUCAAAGUGACAGCAUCCAAAUACCCAUUCCCAACGGUUUGCAAGGAAGAUCAGGCUACUGAUUGGUUCAAGUCAUUAUCCAACUGCUUGAAUUGGAACAUUCGACAGCGUCAAAAAUCAUUUGCAGUUGUUGAAUCGAAUCGUACGAGCAAUGGUCGACGUAGCGGAUCAUCCACACCUUCUUCAGCCGUAUCACGUGUAACAUCGAGCACAGCCAUAUCACGCAUGACACCCAUCAACAACAAUAACCCUACGUCUCCUACCAGCAUCAUCACCAAUAACCAGCAACAGCAACAUUUGUCACGCAAAGCAUCCAUCAAAUCAUCGAAUGGAUCAUCACCAGAAAGCACCGUAUGUGAAGAAGUCUUUGGCAUGUUUAUCGAUGACGAUGAAUACCUGCAAAACAAAUCCGGCAGCACCACCGGCAGCUUGCAUGGGAUUGAGACCGCGUCAUCAGAGGAAGAAGAUAUAUUUUCAGAUGACAGUGAUGAGGAAGAAGAAGAUCCCAACGAAAGGUUCAAUGGCUGGACUGAUGAAGAGAUUUUGCGGGCCCGGUUCAAUGCUUCACUUCGCAGAUCCACGUCUUUCCCAGCAACAUCAAUAACAACAGCACAAACAUGA